Molecule: messenger RNA, 651 nt
Organism: Centruroides sculpturatus (bark scorpion)
Lineage: Eukaryota; Metazoa; Arthropoda; Arachnida; Scorpiones; Buthidae
Product: cytochrome P450 4C1-like
Exons: 5
Coding region: 1-651 (216 amino acids)
Molecular function (GO): monooxygenase activity; oxidoreductase activity, acting on paired donors, with incorporation or reduction of molecular oxygen; heme binding
Source: RefSeq, a predicted model, not a curated record
AUGUUAAAUCCUGCAUUUCACUUUCGAAUUCUCGAAGAUUUCCAAGAAAUCUUUUAUAGAAAGUCGGAAACUUUAAUUCAGAAGUUAGAAAAUAAACAUGAAUCUGAGGUGUUUGAUAUAAUUCAAUUAACUUCACGUUGCACUCUGGAUGUAAUUGCGGAGUCGGCGAUGGGGAUUCAUAUAAACGCUCAUGAUAAUUGCAACACCGAAUAUGUACAAGCCGUCGAACACUUUACAUCAAAUUUUGCUGAUUUUCUUAUGCAACCUUGGAUUUGGUUUCGUCCUUUCUCUUACUUCAACCCAUUGAUAGAAACCAACAAAAAGUAUAGAAGAAUAGUUCAUCAACUCCACUUAAAGGUAAUCAAAGAAAGAACAGAAUUAAUCAAACGAAAUCAACACAUGGAUGAUUUUCAAGGAGAGGAAAAGACUUUAGGAAUAAAGAAGAAGCGAGCUUUUCUGGAUUUGCUUCUGUUUCAUCACCUGACGGAUGGAACUCUCUCUGAAAAAGAUGUCAAAGAGGAAGUCGACACAUUUAUGAUUGCUGGAUUCCAUACCGUAACCGUGGGUAUCGGCUGGACUUUAUAUCUUUUAGGAUUGCAUCAAGACAUUCAAGAAAAGGUGUUUGAGGAAUUGAAAGNUUUGUAUUUAUAA